Molecule: messenger RNA, 2153 nt
Organism: Aspergillus campestris IBT 28561
Lineage: Eukaryota; Fungi; Ascomycota; Eurotiomycetes; Eurotiales; Aspergillaceae
Exons: 11
Coding region: 1-1950 (649 amino acids)
Biological process (GO): DNA repair
Source: RefSeq, a predicted model, not a curated record
AUGGCCAGACAUCAUCUUCCCCCCCUUCCGUUCUCCUCGGUCCCCCGUUCUUCUCCGUUCAGAACAUCUCGCCUAUCUUCCUGCCCCUUAUAUGCCACCACCACUCACGCGACAUCUGACGGACCAAGUCUUACUUCCCGUGACGGUCACUUGCUUCCUCCAGCGUGGGCUGAGUGUCGUCCUGAGCUUUGCGAUGCUCUUCCUUGGUUCCGUUCCGUUCAAGGAGGUGUGUACCAUUCCGGGAACAUCUGCUUUGGGUUUCUUCUCGACGCCGACUGUGGCAUACGUUCCCACAUCGACGAUGAAGUGAUCAUAACCCGCGUAGGAGGCGGCUGCACUAAAGAUGCGCAGGGAAACCUGACCCUGGUUAAGGAUCAAGAUUGCGACGGUUCCACUCUGACCAGUCUCUAUAACAGCAGGGAGCUUAAGAUCCCCAUCGGUAUAAUCAUAGGGAAUCGCAACACGGUCCUGGGAAGACAACUCCCCCAUCGGUAUAACGUGAUGGAUUACUUUCUCAUUUCUGACAUAUGGUUUGAGAAGGUCGGGGAGAGGAAAGGGGCAAAAGUCCGGUUUGAAAAGCUAGACCUGAGCAAAAAAAGCUGGUGGGCUGUCAAGGGAUCCCCGGAGCCCGUGCCUUAUAAAGCGUGCUUUGAUUGCGGCAUGACAAGCACACAGAUUUACAACGAGGGCUGGAUGUGUCUCAGUCCGGGUUGCAGGAAGUUCUGGAAGUUCGACGGAGCAGCUCCAGUGGCUCUCACAUUCCACUCUAACUUUCUGAGCUAUCGGAUGGCUCCAUCGGAACACAUAAGACAGCAUUACAGUCUUGUGCCAGACUUGCUAUCGUCACUCAAGGAGAGUACCCUUCGCAUUUCAUGGAGAGGUAUAGUGUGUCCUUGGUGCUCCAAAUGCAUAUCUCGCAGACUCUGGCAAGGCUGGAAAUGCAGAGAUGACGACAUUGCUUCAGGCCAGCCAGACAAUCCCUGCCUAUAUCAGAAAAUGAUACCCAUGGACGUACUCUCUCUGCGAUCAGUGAUUGAUGAAUUCGAGAUCAGUCCAAUCAAGCGGGCUCUAUAUUUUGAUCCCAAAUAUCUUAUCCCAGAGGUUGAUGACAUAACAUUAUAUCCAUACAGAAAACUCACUUACAACAUUCCUCGGGUCGGAUCAAUCACUCAUCUAGUCUCCAAUAGGGCUAUUAAUAGCCGUGUCAACGGUCCAAACGAUUUAUUCGACCAGUUACAGCAGACUGACCUUGGUUUGCGGCGCUAUCCCUUGCAGAAGAGUGGUAUGCCGUAUAAAUAUGUUGUUUCGGUAGGCUCCAAAGGGUUCGAUGAAGCGCCUAGCGAAAUACUACGUGCCUUGGGUCGUCUCAGCUGGGCAACCGAAAAAGCCGUGUCCGCCGGACAUCAGCCCCUUCCCCCGAACGAACUGCUACUGCUCGGAUAUCUGGAGGGAAUGAAAAUAGGAUACCAUGAUGAUGGAGAAUCCUCACUUGGGCCAACCAUCGCAACCCUGUCUCUCGGCGCCAAGUCCACCAUGCUCAUUCGAAUGAAGUAUAAAUACUACCACGGGCAGAGUAAAGCAAAAGUACCCUUAGCAGAUGAUCCUAUCCUGGAAGGCUGUGAACUCCAGAAGCAGAGGCAGGCCCUCCGAGACCAGCUCAUUGGUGGUCAUUUAGCGCAAGUGGGUUAUGAGAAACGGCUCAAAGAACUCCUCCGACAAUGCCGAAACGGAGAGGCCGCACCCACCAUCAAAAUGGAGCUGAACCACGGGGACCUAGUUGUCAUGCAUGGGGCAAGACUGCAGAAGUACUUCGAGCAUUCAGUCAUACCUGACAGCAGGCUGCGAUUCGCCCUGACAGCCCGCUACAUCAAACCAGAGGGACUCAGCACCGAAGAACUGAAGAAGGGGCAAUUUACCCUCUCACCUGAUCAAAUCUACGACGGACAGUAAUAUUAUGGCCUGUUGCCAGGCCUGAAUCACUUAUUGUAUUUCUUAUAUCGAAGUGUGCAUCGUUUAUGGUACCGACGAACCUGAAAGAGCCAAACAGAGGAAGAAACCAAACCCAGAAUGAGACAAAAAGAGGCAAAAAACAGAGACACCGUCUCACAUGUUACGGGCUAGCCCUAUAUCCAUACCAGAGAAGACAUCAUUAC